UUUGCAGCAAGCCAUCAUAAGCAAAUGGAUCAUUAUGUUGUGUGCCUUUUAAGCCUAAGUAAGCUACUCACUUUGGUGCUGCUAACUAUCUUUUCUGUCCUAUUCAAUAGACCAGAAUUGUUUUUAACGUCAAACAAUUAAUCUUGGUUCACAUUCAGAUCUCAGACUCUGAUCGUCUUACCGAAGGCAGUGUCAUGAAAUCGUGGGUCCUAAAUAUGCGGUCCUAAGACUGCGAUCCAGCAAGUCAUCCUGAUUACUGAUACUGCAGCCUCCUUAUCGCGGGGGGAGUGACUUCUCGUAAGGAAACGGUAUGUUCCUGUAAACUUGAGAAAAAUAUCAACGCAUGACAAACUUUUAAUAGGUCCUUGAUAUCAACGGACUGUACGGAAUCAUUUUUACGGGUGGCGCCGUGGAGGUGAUGGAGGGAGGCCAGGCAACAUUUAUUUUUUCAUUCCCUUCGAUAAACACAAGACGGGUCUCCAUUCUACGAUGAAUGAGGAGAGAGAGGACUGGGGUCCCAACUCUAAAACCACUCUGUCUGGGGAACAUGGCCGCCAGAGCAAAGCUAAGAGCCCAGAGCAGCAGAAGAGAGUAAACUCCCCUGUACCAAGCCGUGUCUCCAUGAAGAGUGAUGGGUCUAUGGAUUUUCCUCCGAACUUUCAGGAUGGAAGUCACCAACGUGCUGAGAGCAGUGGGAAGCAUGAGGGUGCAGUCUCCCCUGGACCCAGUUGUGUCUCCAUGAAUAGUGACCGUUCUAUGGGUCUUUUUCCUGACUUCAAAAAAGGACAACCCUCCAGAGAGGAGAGACAACACCAGGUGUGUUCAAAGGUUACCGUUGCUCAGUCUGCAACACAGCUUCAAACAGAGCUGAUCAAGGUGGCUGAGGAGAGGGUACACGCUUUUGUAGACAAGGAGCUGAAGAAGCUCUGGAGGGAUAUUUUCCUGCAUGCCCCACAAGGCUCAGAGACUCAGAGGGAGAAGGAGGAGGAGGGGUUGGAUUGUAAGAAUGAGGAUCAGAGGAGGCGUGCCAUAGAGGGAGUAGUAGACAUCACAAAGCUUUGUCUGAUGGAGCUCAACCAGGAUGAACUCGCCGGCAAACUGAGGAGCGAAUCUGUUGCUGUAGAGUGCCAACAUAAAAUCAAGGCUCACCUGAUGGAGAAGUUCAGGUGUGCGUUUCAGGGAGUUGCUAAAGCAGGACUGCCAACAGGCCUGAAUACCUUCUACACAGAGCACUACAUCACAGAGAGAGGCAGUGGAGAGGUCAACAAGGAACAUGAGGUCAGACUGAUUGAAACAGCUGCCAAGAAAACUGCCAAGGAGGGAACAAAAAUUAAAUGUGAAGACAUCUUUAAACCCUUGCCGGGACAAGAUCAACCAAUCAGAACAAUAAUGACAACUGGAGUAGCUGGCAUUGGUAAAACCGUUUUAACACACAAGUUCACUCUUGACUGGGCUGAAGGCAAAGCCAACCACGACAUACACUUCACAUUUCCCAUCUCUUUCAGAGAGCUGAAUUUACUGAAAGAGAAGGAGUUUAGCUUGGUGGAACUUCUUCAUCAUUUCUUUAUUGAAACCAAAGUGGCAGGCAUCUGCACAUACGAUCAGUUCCAAGUGGUCUUCAUCUUGGAUGGUCUGGAUGAGUGUCGACUUCCUCUGGACUUCCAGAACAACCAGAUCUGGACUGAUGACACAGCGUUGACCUCGGUGGACGUGCUGCUGACAAACCUCAUCGAGGGCAACCUGCUUCCCUCUGCACGCAUCUGGAUAACCACACGCCCUGCGGCAGCUAAUAAGAUCCCUGCUCAGUGUGUUGGCUUGGUGACAGAGGUGAGAGGGUUCACCGACCCACAGAAGGAGGAUUACUUCAAGAAGAGAUUCAGAGAGUGUGCGCUGGCAGGCACCAUCCUCUCCCAUAUCAAGAAAUCACGAAGCCUCUACAUCAUGUGUCACAUCCCAGUCUUCUGUUGGAUCACUGCUACAGUACUGGAUGACUUCUUCAAAACAUCCCAGAGAGGAGACAAGAUGCCCCAGACCCAGACUCAGUUGUACAUCCAUUUCCUGAGAGUUCAGUCCAUACAAGGGAUCAGGAAGUAUCAUGGGAGCGCAGAAACAGAUUCUCAACAGAGUUCAAAGAGCAGGGAGAUCAUUGUUUCUUUGGGAAAACUUGCUUUUAACCAGCUAGAUAAAGGCAACCUGAUCUUCUACGAGGCAGACCUGGCAGAAUGCAGCAUCGAUAUCAGAUCAGCCUCAGAAUACUCAGGAGUGUUCACCCAGCUGUUCAAAGAGGAAUGUGGACUUUACCAGAUGAAGGUAUUCUGCUUUGUCCAUCUGAGCAUCCAGGAGUUUCUGGCUGCCCUUUAUGUCUUCCUGUCCUUCAGAGACACUGGUGUAAAUCUGCUCUCAGAAGAACAACUGAACUCGCAGGAAGAAGAAUUCCUCUACCAGAGUGCUGUGGACAAGGCCUUGCAGAGUGAGAACGGACACCUGGACUUGUUCCUCCGCUUCCUCCUGGGUUUCUCUCUGGAGACCAAUCAGAUUCUCCUACAUGGUCUGCUGGGACAGACAGCAAGUAGCUCAUGGACCAAUCAUGGAAUAGUGUCGUACAUCAAGGAGAAGAUAAGUGGAGAUCUCGCUCCAGAGAGAAGCAUCAAUCUGUUCCACUGUCUCAAUGAGCUGAACGACCAUUCUCUAGUGGAGGAGAUUCAACAGUACCUGACAUCGGGAAGUCCCUCCAAAGAAUCUCUCUCCCCUGCUCAGUGGUCAGCUCUGGUCUUCAUCUUACUUUCCUCAGAAGAGAAUCUGGACGUGUUUGACCUAAAGAAGUACUCAGCGUCAGAGAAGGGUCUUCUUAGGAUGAUGCCAGUGGUGAAAGCCUCAAAAACAUCUCUGCUGAAUGGCUGUCAGCUGUCAGAAAGAUGCUGUGAAGCUCUGUCUUCAGUUCUCAGCUCCAACUCAUGUCUGAAAGAGAUGGAUCUGAGUGGUAAUGAUCUACAGGAUUCAGGAGUGCAGCUGCUCUCUGCUGGACUGAGGAGUCCACACUGUACACUGCAAACUCUCAGGCUGAAUGACUGUAAGCUGUCAGAGAGUUGUUGUGAAGCUCUGGCCUCAGUUCUCAGCUCCAGCUCCUCUAGUCUGAAAGAACUGGACCUGAGUGCCAAUGAUCUUCAGGAUUCAGGGGUGAAGCUGCUCUCUGCUGGACUGGGAAGUCCACACUGUACACUGGAAACUCUACGGUUGUCUGGCUGCCUGGUCACACAGGAAGGCUGUGCUUCUCUGGCCUCAGCUCUGAGAUCCAACCCCAACUAUCUGAGCGAGCUGGACCUGAGCUACAAUCACCCAGGAGACUCAGGAGUUAUGCUGCUCUCUGCCGGACAAGAGGAUCCACACUGCAGUCUGGAGACUCUCAGACAACAAGCUGCUCUCACUAUUUACCCCCAGUGUCGAGCAUGGUGGAGUGUGGAGGCUGAAAUCAGCUCUGAAGAAAUAUGCUUGUGAACUCACACUGGACCCAAACACCGCCAACGUAAAACUCUCUCUGUCUGAUGACAACACAAAGGUGACAGUGGUUGAAGAAAAACAGUCGUAUCCUGAUCACCCAGAGAGAUUUGACUUCUUUAAACAGGUGUUGUGUAGAGAGGGUCUUACUGGCCGCUGUUACUGGGAGAUUGAGAGGGAAGGAGAUAUUGCCACAGGAGUGACAUACAGAGGAAUCCCAAGGCUAGGAUAUGGUGGUGAUAGCGCAUUUGGAUGGAACAGCAAGUCC
Messenger RNA from Gadus morhua (Atlantic cod), 3763 nucleotides. RefSeq names its product NLR family CARD domain-containing protein 3. The record is from RefSeq and is a predicted model, not a curated record. NCBI's taxonomy places the organism in Eukaryota, Metazoa, Chordata, Actinopteri, Gadiformes, Gadidae. Gene Ontology annotation, molecular function: protein binding. The transcript has 13 exons. Bases 490 to 3495 code for a protein of 1001 amino acids.